UGCGCGAGGAACCAAACAAACUGAACAUUUUAAAGAGUAACGCACACGCGCGCGGACACGCAUUUCAAAAAACCGAACGCGUCAGUCACGUUAAAGGAGUCGUAUGUGGACAUUGUCUGGGCGGUGUCAUAAGAAGGAAAAGACAUUUAACUUGAACAGCUCCUGUCUUUGGCAAAAAUGGCUCAUCUUCCAGCACUUUUUAACUACGUGGACAAAAACCAGGACCUUUACGUGAAGCGCCUGGCAGAAUGGGUUGGUGUUCAGAGUGUGUCUGCCUGGCCGGAGAAACGCGGAGAGAUCAAAAAGAUGAUGGAGAUGGCAGCCAAAGACAUUGAGAGGCUGGGGGGGACGGUGGAGCUGGUGGACAUCGGCACACAGAAGCUCCCUUCUGGAGAAGAGAUCCCCCUUCCUCCCAUCGUUCUAGGACAGCUGGGGUCAGACCCGAGCAAGAAGACCGUGUGUAUUUACGGUCACCUUGAUGUGCAACCAGCUCAGAUCGAGGAUGGCUGGGACACGGAGCCCUUCACGCUAGUGGAGAAGGAUGGUAAACUCUAUGGAAGAGGAUCCACUGAUGACAAAGGUCCAGUGUUGGCCUGGUUUAACUGCAUUGAGGCCUAUGAAAAGACCCAGCAGAAGCUUCCCAUCAACAUCAAAUUCUGCUUUGAGGGGAUGGAAGAAUCUGGAUCUGAAGGUCUGGACGACCUGGUGUUUUCCAGAAAAGACUCGUUUUUCAAAGACGUGGAUUACGUCUGCAUUUCUGACAACUACUGGCUGGGCAAAACCAAACCCUGCAUCACCUACGGUCUGAGAGGAAUCUGCUAUUUCUUCAUUGAGGUUAAAUGCUGUGAUAAAGACCUUCACUCAGGUGUUUUUGGUGGUUCGGUUCAUGAGGCGAUGACGGAUCUGAUCUCACUCAUGGGCUCCCUGGUUGACAAAAAGGGAAAGAUUUUAGUUCCUGGGAUAUACAACGACGUGGCUCCUCUGACAGAAGAGGAGAAAAAGCUGUAUGAAAAGAUUGAUUUUGACUUGAUCGAGUACUGCAAAGAUGUUGGAGCUGGGAAGCUGCUGCACGAUACCAAGGAACAAAUCCUAAUGCAUCGCUGGAGGUACCCGUCUCUUUCCCUUCACGGCAUCGAAGGGGCCUUCUCUGAAGCUGGAGCUAAGACCGUUAUACCUCGCAAGGUCAUUGGCAAGUUCUCCAUCCGCGUUGUCCCUGACAUGGACCCUAAAGUUGUGGAGAAGCAGGUGGUCGAUCACGUUGAGAAGACGUUUGCAGAGCUGGGAACACCCAACAAAAUGAAAGUGUACAUGGGCCACGGAGCCAAAGCCUGGGUGUGCGACUUCAACCACCCACACUACAUGGCUGGUAGGAAAGCCAUGAAGACAGUCUUUGGUGUGGAACCAGACCUGACCCGUGAAGGAGGGAGCAUCCCGGUCACCCUGACCUUCCAGGAGGCCACAGGCCGGAACGUCAUGCUGCUCCCUAUAGGAUCCUGUGAUGAUGGUGCUCACUCCCAGAAUGAAAAGCUCAACAGAUCAAACUACAUUCAGGGAACUAAGAUGCUGGCUGCCUACUUCCACGAGGUUUCUCUGCUGGAAUGAACUGAUGUGUAAUCACAAAAAAUCUUCACCAUCAAAGCCAUAAUCAUUUUGGCCCUAUGUAUAUUCCACCUG
Nematolebias whitei (Rio pearlfish) is the source of this 1674-nucleotide messenger RNA. It is a transcript of the gene cndp2, whose product is annotated as carnosine dipeptidase 2. The coding region runs from base 178 to 1602 and encodes 474 amino acids. Gene Ontology annotation, cellular component: cytosol. The record is from RefSeq and is a predicted model, not a curated record. Gene Ontology annotation, molecular function: metallodipeptidase activity. Gene Ontology annotation, biological process: proteolysis. The transcript is spliced from 12 exons. NCBI's taxonomy places the organism in Eukaryota, Metazoa, Chordata, Actinopteri, Cyprinodontiformes, Rivulidae.